Molecule: messenger RNA, 605 nt
Organism: Triticum aestivum (bread wheat)
Lineage: Eukaryota; Viridiplantae; Streptophyta; Magnoliopsida; Poales; Poaceae
Product: glycerol-3-phosphate acyltransferase 1-like
Exons: 1
Biological process (GO): cutin biosynthetic process
Cellular component (GO): membrane
Molecular function (GO): glycerol-3-phosphate 2-O-acyltransferase activity; phosphatase activity
Source: RefSeq, a predicted model, not a curated record
GCGCUGGACCGACCGGUGCGCGCCGUGUCGUAUAGCCUCAGCCGGCUCUCGGAGCUCAUCUCACCAAUCGGCCGCACCGUGCGGCUGACACGAGACCGCGACGCCGACGGACGUGCCAUGGCCCGACUCCUGGAGAUGGGGGACCUCGUCGUCGUCUGCCCCGAGGGCACCACCUGCCGCGAGCCGUACCUGCUCCGGUUCAGUCCACUUUUCGCGGAGCUCAGCGACGACGUGGUAGGUGUCGCCGUCGAGACGGCCAUGUUCUACCCCACCACGGCGGGGGGGCUCAAGUGCCUCGAUCCGUUCUUCUACAUGGUCAACCCGAGGAUGUGCUACACGGUGCAGUUCCUGGAGCAGGUGCGCACGGCGGUGGUCAGGGAGGGGAAGGUGCCGAGCGCCGACAUGGCCAAUCUCGUGCAGAAGAAGAUUGGAGAUGCGCUCGGAUACAGCUGCACUAUGCUCACCAGGAAGGACAAGUACCUCAUGCUGGCCGGCAACGACGGCGUCGUCCGCAAAGUAGACGGCAAGUGCUCGUCUCCUCCAGCGGGGAGGACGAACAACUGAUGAUGAAUCAUAUCUACACCUGUCUAUUUUGUCCUUACAGU